CUCUUUGGGCGCCCCGAGCAAACUUCAGCCGUGGAAUUUAAAUCACCGAAGCUCAUUGACCAAUAAAGUGAUAUGCGUCCCUGUAUAAUAACGUUACCCAAACCUCGUGACUUGAGGAAAAAGGUUAUUCUGGCAAAGGUAGAAGUAGAACUCACCUGUUGCGGGUACUGGCCAGGUGAGUGGAAAAUUUCUUUGCAACGUAUCUCCAGACUUUGAAUGAUUAGGCCAUAAUGACAGCUGAAGACUCUACAGCAAGGAUGGAUAAUGAUUCCUCCAGCAUGCAGACAAAUAAAAUACCCGAAGGGCUCUCGGGCGUGCCAAACGAGGCCGCACUAUUGCAGUUAUUAGACCGCACCGGGUACACCAUGAUUCAGGAGAACGGGCAACGGAAGUAUGGAGGUCCACCUCCUGGCUGGGAAGGCUUACACCCUCCUCGGGGCUGCGAGGUCUUUGUGGGCAAAAUUCCUCGGGACGUCUACGAGGACGAGCUGGUCCCCGUGUUUGAGACCGCGGGACGGAUCUACGAAAUGCGGCUGAUGAUGGACUUUGACGGUAAGAACCGUGGCUACGCCUUCGUGAUGUACACCCAGAAAUACGAAGCCAAGCGUGCGGUCAAAGAACUCAACAACUACGAGAUCCGUCCGGGAAGACUGUUAGGGGUGUGUUGCAGUGUGGACAACUGCCGGCUCUUCAUCGGCGGGAUCCCCAAGACGAAGAAGCGCGAGGAGAUUUUGGAAGAGAUCUCCAAGGUGACGGAAGGCGUGUUGGACGUCAUCGUCUACGCCAGCGCGGCCGAUAAGAUGAAGAACCGAGGCUUUGCUUUCGUGGAGUAUGAAAGCCACCGAGCGGCCGCCAUGGCGAGAAGGAAGCUCAUGCCUGGCCGAAUCCAGCUGUGGGGACACCAAAUCGCUGUCGAUUGGGCCGAGCCGGAGAUCGAUGUAGAUGAAGACGUCAUGGAGACGGUAAAAAUCUUGUACGUGAGGAAUUUGAUGAUUGAGACCACGGAGGAGGCUAUUAAAAAGGUCUUUGGUCAGUUUAACCCCGGCAGCAUAGAACGGGUGAAGAAAAUCCGAGAUUACGCUUUCGUGCACUUCACCAGCCGGGAAGACGCGGUUCAUGCCAUGAAUAACCUCAAUGGCACCGAACUGGAAGGAUCAUGUCUGGAGGUCACCUUGGCCAAGCCGGUGGAUAAAGAGCAGUAUACCCGAUACCAGAAAGCUGCCAAAGGAGGAGGAGGAGGAGGAGCAACGGCAGCCGAAGUGACUCAACAACCUAACUAUGUUUACUCUUGCGAUCCGUACACGCUCGCCUAUUACGGGUAUCCGUACAAUGCCCUGAUUGGUCCAAAUCGAGAAUAUUUUGUGAAAGCAGGCAGCGUUAGAGGCAGAGGACGGGGUGCGGCAGGUAACCGAGUGCCUGGCCCAAGAGGAUCCUACCUGGGGGGUUAUUCUGCAGGCCGCGGCAUCUAUAGCAGAUACCACGAAGGGAAAGGAAAACAGCAAGAAAAAGGCUACGAGAUGGUCCCCAAUCUGGAAUUGCCGGCCGUCAAUCCCGUAGCAAUUAAACCUGGAACAGUGGCAAUUCCAACCCUUGGAACCCAAUAUUCCAUGUUCCAAGCCACACCGGCCACCAAGGUGAUUGACGAUGGGAAGAUCCAUGCAAUGGAACAUAUCAUCAGUCCUAUCAGCGUCCAGCAGGACCCAGCAAGCGCGGCGGCGGCCGCCGCAGUGGCGGCAGGCGCCGUCCUACCUGCAGUUUCCACCCCGCCUCCUUUCCAGGGCCGUCCGAUAACUCCGGUGUACGCCAUGGCGCCUAGUAUGCAGAGAAUUCCAGCCGCGGGAAUCUACGGCGCGAGCUACGUUCCAUUCGCGGCUCCUGCGACUGCCACCACAAUUGCCACACUACAGAAGAACGCCGCUGCUGCCGCUGCCGCAGCCGCUUAUGGGGGAUACGCGGGGUACAUCCCCCAAGCAUUUCCAGCUGCCGCUUUUCAAAUCCCCAUCCAUGAUGUCUAUCAAACCUACUGAGACUUGCUGCCCGGAAGGGUGGGGUGGGCACAGCAGGUGGAAGGAGCUGAAGGAACAUUUUACUAUUUAUGAAGAAAACCUGAAACCUACUGUAGAAUUCUAUGCUUGGAUGUCAGUAAACUGAGGAAAAAAACCUGGAAGUGAAGUUUUUCACCGACACAGCAUCAUGCUUGAAAUCUUUUUAUACGGAUGAAGUUUUUACUAACUUUGUAGGCCUUUUGUGCUUUGUUUUGUUUUUAAGAAAGGAAGAGAAAAAAAACCCCGUAAUGCUGUGCUUCCCUACAGGUUUAUAUUCCGUUGUAGAUUUUUUCUUUCUUUCUUUCUUUCUUUCCUUCUUCUUCUUCUCUUUUUUUUUUUUAGCCGUUUUAUUUUCGCUGCGUUUGUGUUAUGAAGGUUAUUUUUUAGUUAAGUCUUGCACUCCAGAAUGGCCUAUUUUGUAAGGCCUUGAAUAAUAUAUCAAGUAAAUAUUAAAAAAACAAACAAAAAAAAAACCAGGUAGGGGGAAAAUUUUUAAAACGAUAUAUUUUGAAGACUAUAUUCGAUAUUUAAACCGUAAUGCAAAAUAUUUUUUUUUAAAGAGAUAUAUAGCUAGAUAGAUAGAUAGAUAGAUAGAUAUACUUACAAAUGUGUGUUUUAUUUAAGAAGUGAAACUGGAAAGUGCAAUUUGAAAAUGAUUGAGACCUCUGCAUUAUCAGAUUUCUGUGUAAUCUAGAGCCACAAGUGUCCUUGUAGAGACCUCGCAUUAAAUACCAGAUCCUGCUAAAACGA
This is a messenger RNA of Pantherophis guttatus, 2795 nucleotides long. NCBI's taxonomy places the organism in Eukaryota, Metazoa, Chordata, Lepidosauria, Squamata, Colubridae. The record is from RefSeq and is a predicted model, not a curated record.